This is a messenger RNA of Aspergillus eucalypticola CBS 122712, 315 nucleotides long. RefSeq lists its product as uncharacterized. The transcript is spliced from 2 exons. NCBI's taxonomy places the organism in Eukaryota, Fungi, Ascomycota, Eurotiomycetes, Eurotiales, Aspergillaceae. The record is from RefSeq and is a predicted model, not a curated record. The annotation marks the transcript as partial.
CGGACCGAGACAUUUAAACAGUUGUGGCCGUCGCUCUAUUUCUACCCCAGAGCAUCAUGUCCCGUGGGGAAGCAGACCUUUUCUCCAGGCCCUGAAAGUGGAGCUGGUGUCGGGAGUGAGCCACUCCAGUCGGCCAUCCGGGUAGGGGUUUUCUCACCGGUUCCGUGUGGUUUCGGUUCCGAGUCCAGCUUGGCCAGUUCCGACCCCACUCGGUUCCGAGGCAUUUAUUCCCCGCCGUGGGAUGGUCUCCUGGUCUCAACCAACUGCCUCCUUUGGUUACGCAAAUGGCUCACUUUGUGGGUACGGAUAGGGUGA